Corvus hawaiiensis (hawaiian crow) is the source of this 886-nucleotide messenger RNA. It is a transcript of the gene ENTR1, whose product is annotated as endosome associated trafficking regulator 1. Lineage: Eukaryota; Metazoa; Chordata; Aves; Passeriformes; Corvidae. Bases 23 to 823 code for a protein of 266 amino acids. The transcript is spliced from 7 exons. Gene Ontology annotation, biological process: positive regulation of protein localization to cilium; regulation of cytokinesis; positive regulation of cilium assembly. The record is from RefSeq and is a predicted model, not a curated record. Gene Ontology annotation, cellular component: ciliary basal body; recycling endosome; early endosome.
CCCGCCCCGCCCUCAGGCGGCCAUGGCGGCCCCGCCGCCGCUCCCGGGGGCUCCGGCCGAGCCCAACCCGUUCUCCUUCCACGAGUUCGUCCGCUCCAAGUCCCGCGGCGGUGACGGGGCGGGCGGUGACACACAGGGGGCUUGGCCCGGGCCCGUCGUGCCGCCGCUCCCCGCAGUGCCCGCAGAGUCGGGGGACGAGGAGGAGGAGGAGGAAUGGAGCGAGAGCUACCAGCCGCUGGCCGUGGAGGAGGCCCACCUCGUCAGUGGCGGCUCCUGCGCGGCGCCGCUCGGGGCCCCCCUGGGGCCGGGCUGUGUCCCCCUCCCGCAGCCGAGCUACGAGCAGCUAAAAGAAGAGAAUGCUAUUUUGAGAAGCAAGAUCAAUAAGCUUCAGAUUCUGUCCGAAACUCAAGCAGACAACAUGAGGAAGCUUGAGAAAAAGCUUGAGGAAAACAAAAUCAAAGAAGAAAAAGAAGCGCGGGAUUUGGAAGCGAUGGUGCAGCAUGUGGAGCAGAAUCUCCAGCUGAUGACUAAACGGGCUGUCAAAGCUGAGAACAGCACUGCCAAACUGAGACAGGAGAAUGCACUGCUCCAGGCUGAGCUGAGGAAUUCCAAGCUGGAGAGCGAGGCGCUGCGGGCGGGCCAGGCGGGACUGGCCGCGGCAAAGCAGAACGCGGAGGUGGCCCUGCAGCACCUGCUCCAGGUCACAGCCAGCUCCCGGGCAUCCAUCAGGCAGCUGCUCUCCGGAGCAGAAUCCCUGCAGCUCGUUGCUGAUCUCCUGAAAUCCAUAGACAGAAUCUCUGAGGUGUCAGAGGAUGGACAGUGAGUGACUCACACAACACGGAGUACUUUGUUUUCAUAUGGAACUAUUACUGAAAAGUGAAUUUUU